AGCGCACGCACACGCACAUGCGGUCAGACCAGACUUGUCACACUUGCCACCGUCACUUUAUCAGUCAGUCGCUCUAUUUGCCCUUCAUUCCCACGCUUUGUUUUGGUCUGUCGUCCACCAGCCGGCGUGUCAUCUAUCAGCCGGCGUGUCAUCCAUCAUGGGAGUUGCACAUUUUGUUUGAAAUAUCUUCACGGUGCACAAACAAUCUUCACAUCGUCUUUCAACACACACGCACACACGGGAUGUGUUGCAAACACGCAGUUGCAAAACGAACAGGCAAAUGUGCAAUACAGCCUUGAGAUAAGAGUGGAAUUGUUUCGACGUUGCCUCCUGGCCCUUCCCGGCACAUGGCCGAUAUUUAGCCCGUUCCACAAUGUCAUUCGAGCGCUUGUCAGACAGCAACCACUGUUACUUUUCUCCUAACUCUUGUUGUCCGCUCCCACCGGCUGGAUGAAAAGCCGGGUGGAUGAAAAGCCUUAUUGGCGGUACUUGGGCACUUGCCCAGGUACUGAAAGAGGUGGCAUCUCUUGCAUCCGUAGCCACGGGGGAGUGGGGCUUGCACCCCCACCCCCUUAAAUUUCUCCCGCAACAGAAUACUAGAAAUCCGCUCCGGGGAAGUACCCCCGACGCAAAAAUAUGGCGCCAUAUGAAGGCGGCGGGAAAGCCCUCAGGACCCCCGCAGCACGAUUGAGGGUAAACCCCGGAGCAACCGGGUCGUUGCGGUGGUGCAGAGGUGUCGCUCACCCGAUCGCGAAACCCUCGGUUGAACCUGAGGCGUUCGGUCCGGGCGGCCGCCUGAAACUCCAGGAUGACUCCCGCGUGCCCGCCUUGUCGGCGGAGCUUGGCAUCGCGGUGGCUGCUUUCUCUGAAGUGAGGCGGCCGGGCUCUGGCGAGAUCAGGGCAGGUGGAUACACCUACCACUGGUCUGGUCGACUCGACGGUCAGCACAAAGUGGGAGUGGCCAUUGCGGUGGCAGACCAGGUGGCGUCACAGAUAAAGGAGGUCACGUCGGUCUCGGAGCGUAUUAUGCGACUAUGGCUCGCACACUCGUUGGGUGUAGUGUCGUUUGUCGCAGUGUACGCUCCCACCGGGACGAGUGGGCUGUCUGCGAAGGAAGACUUCUACGCUGAAGUCAGCUCGGUUGUGGACGCUGUUCCUGGGAGGGACACGCUGAUUGUUCUUGGGGACUUCAAUGCUGUCGCUGGUACCUGCAGGGAUGGCUACGAGGCAUGUGUCGGUCCUGACGGCUCUGGAAAUUUCCCCAAUUGGGAACGUGACACCAGCUCCACCAUGAUGCUUGACUUUGCCAGGAGUCAUGGUUUGAGAGUUGGUGGAUCAUGGUUCCAGAGGCCGGAUUCGUGGCGUUGGACCUGGUAUUCAAAUACCGGCCUGGUCAGGAAGAAGAUUGACCAUGUACUCGUGGACGGUCGCUGGACUACGCCUUCGCGCUCCGAGGAGAGCGGCACCCGGCCAGAUUCGGCUGGACAUCGGUCGACUGCAGGAGCCUGGCGUGGCGGACGCGUAUGCCGGGAACUUGGCUGGGAGCGUUGGUGGGCUGGGCGCAACGGAGGACCCGCAGGCACUUCAGAGACGCAGUCCUGGCGGCUGCCAGCGAUAGCAUUCCAGAGAUCCCUAGGAAUCGUGGGAGUGCCCUUUCCCAGGAGACGUUGGACAUAAUCGGCAAGUGCCGCAAGGCAAGACUCGAUGGCAGAACCGGUCGCUACAGGGAACUGAGGCGAGAACCCAUUCGAGCUGCUGGUCGGGACCAUGAGGGGUGGGUUCGAGAUCUCUGUGAGGCGGUCGAGGUUCACUUGGGUAAAAGUGACGCUCGCCCAGCUUACGAGGCGAUUCGAGAACUCAGCUCGUCUGGGCUACGCCCGCGCAGCUCAACGGUCCUCGCGGCUGAUGGCAGUGUCCUCUCGGAAGAAGAUGGGCUGAAGCGCUGGGCCGAGUACUUCGAGGAGUUGUAUCGGGCCGAACCUCCACGCUGCGAGCUCUCUGCUGUACGCAUCCAGAACCUGGUGCCUAACCCACCUCUCAGCAUUGAUGCGCCGACUCUUGAGGAAGUCCGAAAGGCUCUGGGCCAGCUGAGGGAUGGAAAGGCUCCGGGAAUCUGCGGUGUCUGUGCAGAGAUGCUCAAAGCUGGAGGGGAUGCCACGCUCCGGUGGUUGCACACGCUUAUUUGCUCCGUAUGGAGCUCGAGGCUCAUCCCAACCGACUGGAAAAGGGGCGUUGUCGUUCCUAUCUGGAAGGGGAAGGGUGAUAUCCGGGAGUGUAACAACCACCGAGGGGUUACCCUUCUCUCGGUGCCAGGCAAAGUCUUCGCCCGGGUACUUCUAAACA
Syngnathus acus (greater pipefish) is the source of this 2343-nucleotide messenger RNA. Its product is annotated as craniofacial development protein 2-like. Gene Ontology annotation, molecular function: catalytic activity. Lineage: Eukaryota; Metazoa; Chordata; Actinopteri; Syngnathiformes; Syngnathidae. The record is from RefSeq and is a predicted model, not a curated record. The transcript has 2 exons. Bases 637 to 1677 code for a protein of 346 amino acids.